CUUCCUGUGCUCCUUUCUCCAUGCAUCAACAUGCCCUGGCCGGCUGGCCCUGGCCCCUUUCUCUCUCUCCCUCUGGGCCUGAUGAUUCUGUUGCAAAGGCUGCACUGGGAAGCCGCCAUCAAUGGCCGUGUUUCACCUUUCCCUUCCCCGUCUUCCCCGUGCCGAUCCCUCUGAAAAGAUUCCCCGUCGUCUCGCUUUCUUUCCCAAAGAGGACCACUGGAGUCUGGUCCGGACGGCUGCAUCACUGACUCUCACUGUACUGUGCUUGGACCCUCCUCUCCCUCUCUCACUCAUAACGACAUGGCACCUUUGCAUUGCACCACACUACUAGUAGCCCAGUACCUCUUGAGCAACUUUGGUGGCCUAAUCCAGUGCCCUGAGCUUUGCAUUUGCAGCUCACAGGCACUGCAUGGUUUGGGUUGGUCCUUGUUCCUCAGCAGUUGAGCUGCACAAACCAACUUCUCUUGCACAAGUUCUUGGCAUAGCAUUGCAUCACAUGCCAUGUGAGUAGCUGACCAUAGCUCACUCUUAAGCACCACACCAGCAGCGGCAAACCACCGCUAGAUCUCCCAGGGAUUCGGCGAUGGAGCAGUCCUGCUACUUCCCUCUGCGGUGGGAGAGCACCGGCGACCAGUGGUGGUACGCGUCGCCGAUCGACUGGGCGGCGGCCGACGGCCACUACGACAUCGUGCGCCAGCUGCUGCACCUCGACCCCAACCUGCUCAUCAAGCUCACCUCGCUCCGCCGGAUCCGCCGCCUCGAGGCACUGUGGGACGACGACGCCCGCUUCGCCGACGCGGCCAGGCACCGCGCGUCCGUCGCGCGGAGCCUGCUGCUCGAGUGCGAGUGCAGGAACCACCACCCCGCCGGCGGCGGCGAGAACACGCUGCUCCGGGCCGGGUACGGCGGGUGGGUGCUGUACACGGCGGCGUCCGCCGGGGACGUGGCGUUCGUCCAGGAGCUGCUGGAGAGGGACCCGCUGCUCGUCUUCGGCGAGGGCGAGUACGGCGUCACGGACAUGUUCUACGCGGCGGCGAGGGGAGGGAGCGCCGACGUGUUCAGGCUGCUGCUCGACCACGCCAUGUCGCCGAGGUGCUCGACGAAUUGCCGCGACGGCGAAGGUGGCUCCGGGCGCGGCUCCGUGUUCCGGCUGGAGAUGAUGAGCCGGGCCGUCCACGCCGCGGCGAGAGGCGGGAGCGUGGAGAUGCUGAGAGAGCUGCUCGAGGAGCGGCGCUCCGGCGUUUCCGUGUACCUCGACGUCCGUGGAUCCACCGUGCUGCAUGCCGCUGCUGGGAGGGGCCAGCUGCAGGUUGUCAAGUACCUUCUGGCCUCUUUCGACAUAAUCAAUUCAACUGAUAAUCACGGGAAUACAGCAUUACAUGUAGCAGCCUAUCGAGGGCACCAACCUGUUGUCGAAGCAUUGGUUACUGCAUCGCCAUCAACCUUGUCAGCUAUCAACAAUGCUGGUGAUACGUUUCUCCAUUCAGCAGUUGCAGGAUUCAGGACCCCAGGAUUCCGACGGCUUGACCACCAAUUGGAGCUGAUGAGAUAUCUCAUACGCGAAAGAACGACAGAUAUCCAGAAGAUCAUCAACCUGAAAAACGACGCCGGACUUACCGCCCUUCACCUAGCUGUGGUUGGCUGCGCGCACCCAGACCUCGUGGAGCUCUUGACGACCACCCCGUCAAUCGACCUCAAUGCUGAAGACGCCAAUGGCAUGACCGCACUGGCACUGCUGAAGCAGCAGCUGCGUUCAGCAACGUCCGACCGCCUCAUCAAGCAGAUAGUCUCUGCCGGAGGAAUAUUGAAUUCCAGCAUUCUGAGAACCCGGUCAGCAAUCGCGUCCCAGAUUAAGAUGCAGGGGGGGUUCGCAAGCAGUCCCGGAACCACUUUCAAGGUAUCAGAUGCAGAGAUCUUCCUAUUCUCGGGUAUCGGAGCUGCAGAGUCUCAAAGGCCAAGCUCUUGCUCCAGCAAUGGCAAGGAUGACCCUGCUCACGCAGAUGCAAGCGGCGGGGAAAACCAUAGAUCGUCGGAGAAGAGGCUGAGCUCUGCGAGCCGUGCCAAGGACCGUCUGAAGAUGAUGCUGAGAUGGCCCCGGCACAAGGAGAAGAUGUCCAAGACGCCGAAGAAAUCGGAGGAGAGCAGCCCGCUGGACUCCAUCAAGAGGCUGGGCGAGCACGGCGUCGAGACCCCGGCUCCCCUGAGGCAGAAGUUCACCAAGACGACGGCGCUCAACGGAAAGCGGACGCUUGCGGUGAAGAGCUCCACCCCGAGCUCCUCGUCGGCCACCAAGAAGAAGCUCAACACGAAGCUGAUCCACGGCAUCAUGGAGGCGAUGCCGCAGCUGGCGGCUCCGUCGUCCGCGGCGCGGUCCCGGGCCACGAGCGACACUCUCCCGAGGUCGUCCAUGUCGUCCACCGCGCCGCCACCGACGCUGGCGAAGCUGAAGGACAUCUGCCUGGACGACGAGAUCUCCAUGGUGACGCCGCCCCCCGUCGGGAGGCUGAAGGACAUCAUCCUGGACAGCGACGACGCCGCGGAGGAGCCCUCGUGCUCCAACUCGUCCAUGGACGAUGGCAGCGGCGGCGACACGGGAGAGAGCGCGGCCCGGAAGCACGGGUGCGGCAACGGGAGGCUGAUCAACAUCUGCUUCGGCGCGCAGGGCCUCACCGUGGAGGACUCGGUGAGCGGGCAGCCGACGAGCAAGAUGUUCAAGCAGCAGUGCCUCAGGGUGUCAUGAUUGGUGUGGUGCUUCGUUGAGCUCCAUGGUUAACUGAUGCGUGUAUCAUAGCGUGGUGUGAACUGUGAUUGGUUUGGUAUCUCUCGCGUGUAGCAAGGCGUGAUUGAUUUUCUGGCUGUGCCGCCUUGCAUUACUAGUGGCGAUCCAAUGUAUUUGUUCUUGUGUUAAACUGAUGCUGGUGACGAAUUCACAGCUCAUUUCUAAUUCA
Molecule: messenger RNA, 2948 nt
Organism: Setaria italica (foxtail millet)
Lineage: Eukaryota; Viridiplantae; Streptophyta; Magnoliopsida; Poales; Poaceae
Product: ankyrin repeat and death domain-containing protein 1A
Exons: 3
Coding region: 584-2740 (718 amino acids)
Molecular function (GO): protein binding
Source: RefSeq, a predicted model, not a curated record